AGGAGCUGUAGUGAGUUCCAGCUGUUUUCUGAAGUUCUGCUCGAGCGGUGAACAACUGUCAGUGUUUGUUUUUCUAACUUUACUCAAACACAGACUUGUGACAUCAUCAUGGCGCUGACCGACGCUGACGUGCAGAAACAGAUCAAACACAUGAUGGGCUUUAUUGAACAGGAGGCCAUUGAGUCAGUGGAGGAAAUUCAUGGCAAGGCGGAGGAGGAGUACAACAUCGAGAAGGGUCGUCUGAUUCAGACCCAGAGGGUGAAGAUCAUGGGUCACUACGAGAAGAAGGACAAGCAGAUUGAACAGCAGAAGAAAAUCCAGAUGUCCAACCUGCUGAACCAGGGGAGGCUGAAGGUGCUGAGGGCCCGAGACGACUUGAUCGGGGAUUUGCUGAACGAGGCUCGUCAGAGACUUGCAGAGAUCGCCAAGGACCCUGUGGCGUACUGCACCCUGCUGGAGGGCCUCAUUCUUCAGGGAUUCUAUCAGCUGCUCGAGCCAAAGGUCACGAUUCGCUGUCGACAGCAGGAUGUAGAAAUCGUUAAGGAUGCCGUGAUUAAGACCAUACCCAUCUAUAAAGAGGCAGUGAAGAAAAACAUUGCCGUCAGAAUCGACCAGGAACGUUUUCUUUCAUCAGGAAUCUGCGGAGGAGUAGAAGUGUAUAAUGAUAACGGGAAGAUCAAGGUUGCCAACACUUUGGAGAACAGGCUAGAGCUUAUGGCUCAUCAGGGAGUACAAUAGUUGGUUGUGCAGCCUGAGGAGAAUGCAUCACAGGCUCGGCUCCAUUCACGCACAGUGGUGACCCUGCCAAAAACACAGACAACGGUGCCCCGGCCCAAGCCAGCCUCCAGCUCCCAGACCUCUAAUUCCCCUCAAACUGCACUGGUACGCCCGGCUCACACAGUUCACUCAGCACAGCUCCAAACGAGGGACCCAGCUUUCACAACCCCUCGUUCUCUUCCAUCACACAGACAUAGCAGUGGGGAGCGGGGGGUCUUACCUCUGUCGGUGCAUCCCACAGGCAGGAUCAGGCUGUCCACUUUCCUUUCACUUCAACAAUGCGUGCAGCAGCGGUAGUCAAGCGAGAGCGAAAUGAGAGAGCCGGCCGCCACUCAGGGGCCGUUGCACAAACACCAGCAUUGUCCCACUGCCUAAGUCCCUCCCUCUCGUGGUGACUCCCCUGUGUGACACAGCCGCAGCAACACAGCUCUGCACUAACACAACUUGACAUAAACUCAUGCCUGUGGAGCUGCUGCAACAAGACAUGCAAGAAAGAACACAGCAGAGGCGAACACACAAUUAUAAAGGAUCGGUGUGUGUUGUUUCUGAGAAGAUACAGAUGAGAGGAACAGAAAGAAAAAAUAGAGGGUGUCCAUCUGUAAUUAGCUUUCUGCUCAACAGCCCCUGAUAUUACAUAAUACCUCAGGAUGCACUGAAUGUCACACGGGUUCAUAGAUUUACAAUUACUGAGUUAACCGUUGUAUGAUCAUUGCCGUUUGGGAGAUUUUUACAAUUAUAAUGAAUUUAAUAGAAGACGUGUAAAGGAAGAGAGAGUUAUGCAAGGACAUCAACAAUAAGAGCAUGUGAUCGCCACCACAGCAACCACUCGAUGCCCCUUAACCAUGUUUUCAUGAGCAUUGACUGAUGUAUUGAUUCCCUGGUAAUGGAAAAUGAGUGAUCGGUGAUAAUGUCACUCGUCAGCAGUGGAAAUCUUUAAUUGAAGAUGAUGUUUUUCUAAUAGGCCACGUCAUUCACUGUUGGGAAAUGAGGUGAAAAAAUAAAACUGCUUGUUGCAAACACGCUGCAACACUGUGUGGCAAUCACA
Molecule: messenger RNA, 1822 nt
Organism: Limanda limanda (common dab)
Lineage: Eukaryota; Metazoa; Chordata; Actinopteri; Pleuronectiformes; Pleuronectidae
Gene: atp6v1e1a
Product: ATPase H+ transporting V1 subunit E1a
Exons: 10
Coding region: 109-738 (209 amino acids)
Biological process (GO): proton transmembrane transport
Cellular component (GO): proton-transporting two-sector ATPase complex, catalytic domain
Molecular function (GO): proton-transporting ATPase activity, rotational mechanism
Source: RefSeq, a predicted model, not a curated record